Caenorhabditis auriculariae is the source of this 6533-nucleotide messenger RNA. The record is from the annotation of a GenBank genome assembly. NCBI's taxonomy places the organism in Eukaryota, Metazoa, Nematoda, Chromadorea, Rhabditida, Rhabditidae.
AUGCGAUUCUUCCUUUUGCUCGUUAUUCUGAUCAACUCUUCUCUGGUUGGUUCGUUUCAGUUGUUCCACAACUUAAAAAAAUAUUAUUAAAAAAAUAUAGUUCAAUGAACGACAUUCAAUUUAAUGAACGAACGGUUUAGUAGCGCUAUAGCCCGCCUCAAAGAAUAACAGAAGAUAUUCACAAUACUUCACAAAAUUCAGAAAAAUAUUCAAAAAAUCAUCGAAGAGCAGAGAAUAAAGCCAGUAUGCACUGUUUGAACAGUAUUGGGGUAAAUAAUAACUGUUUUACUUACGUAAUAAAAAUCAUGGUUUUUGUUUUUAAUUAAAUUUUUGCGCGUUUGGUUGUAGAAAUGCGUCGUUCUGCAACUUCGCGCAUUUUAAUCAGAAAAACUAUCUCAUGCACUGACGGCACGUGUUUGUUGCCAAAAGUGCGCCUACUGCGGGCACGCGCGGGGUCUCUUUUUUAUUUUGCAGCUUUUUAACUAAUAUAAAGGUUAUAAAUUUAAUAUUUUAUCAUGUAUGUUUAUCUCUUAUGAUUUCUCUGCUCCACUUCAGAACAAUCAGAACGCACAACAGUUCGAAAUACCAAAAUUUAACUUGCAAAUUUAUUUUCAUAAAUCUGUUCGAAAUUGCUCGGAACAACUUUAAAACGUGAGCAGGAGCCCUGGGUAUUAGAAAAAUAUAAAAAAUAUUUUUAAAAUGUUUUUUUAAAGCCUCCGGUAUUUGUACAGCUUGCCUCACGUAAAUUGACAAGAGAUUUAUCAUUAGGGCGCGCUAGCUCCCAUCCCUGAGUUCAUUUUUUUCUCUCUUAACUGUGAAUUUUUUUAUUUUUUUAAGUCAUAAAAUUUUUGAGUUUUUUGAUUAGUGAGUGCUAAUUUCGCUGAGCUAUCCAAUUAUCACGAAUUCAUCAAUCCAUGUAUAUUGAAGCUCAAAAAACAAAAUUCAAUUUUUUUCUUUUUAUUUUUUUGGGCGUCCCGACAGUCACUGCUUCUCCAUGUAGGAACAGUACGGCGCCCAGCUUGUCCAUCAACUUUUUUUCAGUUUCAAAGAAAACCUAGUUUCUGUUAACCUAAAUAUAAUUUUUUUAACGUACCAAAGGCGUCACUGAAAAAAACUACUCUCAAAAAUUUGAAACUUUGCGUUAAAAAGAAAAAAAUAUCUGAAGUGUAAAAAAACCCAGUGAACUAGAAUCGAUCAUCUUUGCAGACUCUACAGUGGACAUAGCAUCAGAAAUCAUAAAGAAAUUUGAGAUGACAAAAGAAGAUAACGCCGUAUUCAAAGUAAUUUCCGCGAAUUUAAAAUUUACAGUACUAAUUUUUGUUUUGAAACAGUUUUCUUGUGUUUCGAAGCAAUUUUUAUUUUGUCCGAUAAACAUGCCAUUGAAUUUCGCGAAAUCACUUUAAACCAGGCAUGAAAAAGAUCUCAGGCACUGGUGCGCGCACGCGCGGGGGUACUGAUUCUUUUUUCGUAUUUUCGAUUGAAAUACAGUUUCGAAAUAUAUUUUUUACAUUUUUGUAUUACUACCCAGUGCCCCUGCUCACGUUUAAAAGUUGUUCCGAGCACUUUCGAACAAAUUUAUAAAAAAACAUUGCCAAGUGAAAUUUUGGCAUUUCAAAUUUUUGUGCGUUCUAAUUCUUAUAAACUCGAGCAGAGCAAUUUUAAGAGAUGAACAAACAUGGAAAAUAUGAAAUUCAUAACUUUUUAAUCAGUUAAAAAGCUAAAAAACAGAAGAGACACCCCGCGCGUGCGCGCAGCAGGCUCGCGCACUUUUGGCAACAAACACGCGCCGUCAGUGACUGAGAUAGAAGAAAAAAAAUUACUUAAAGAGGUGUGAAAAAGCGCGCUCCAAUGAUAAAUCUCUUGUCGAUUUACGUGAGGCAAGCUGUACAAAUACCGGCCGGAGGCUGUUUUUUAAUGGAAAAGACGAAAAAUGUAUCAGUACCCCACGCGUGCGCGCACCAAUGUCUGCAUAUUUUGUAAGGUAUAUACCUUUGUGGAUACACUAUAUGGUACCUUUUCGAUUGGCCUAUGGAUUCACCAGUUUUGGGUCAACGGCUUCUUUUUUUUUGUAUUUCAGAGUAAAAAAAAACUAUAACGCACUUUUUCCUUUUUUUUUGUAGUUUACAAUUAAUUUUAUUGCAAUUUGAAUUGAAAUUGAGCACACCAUAAUUUAAUAGGCGAUCUUGAAUCAUCACGGGUAAAAAAUGGAUUCAAACAGCCGAAAAGCCGGUCUUCCUCAUUUCUUGAGAAAGUGCCUGAGAUAUGCAAGAUUUAAAAUUCUGAUCUUUGCUUUUUCGGAAGGAUAUCAGUAUAUUUCGUAAGAAAAUUCUCUGUUUUGGGAUUAUCAAUUUAAGUUCCUUAAGGCUUGAGCUUUAAAAAAAAAACUCGCUCACACAAAAAAAAAAAUGGUUUCUAUUAUUCCAGCUAUCGACACUGGCUCUAUUAAAGUGAAAGUACGUUUCGAGAACAUAUCUGAACAGCGUCAGAAAGAGGUAAGUUGUUGAACUUUUUUUUUGAUCUUCUAGGCGCUCAAGUCCAACUUAUUAUCUCUUUUUUUUGAGAUAUUCCGACAACUGAAGGUACGAGCUUUUAGUAGCCAGAGUGAAACUUACGAAAUCGAAUCCAAAGGACAGGUGAUUUUUUUUAUGAAAAAAAAAAUGCUAUGGCAUCUUCUCAUGGCAGAGCGCUUCUUGAAAAAAAGAGGCUCAUAAGUAAUUAAAAAUGUUCUAAUUAGAAGCUCCGACAAUUUUUAAUAAAAAAAUCACUACUAAUGGCAGUCUCGCCUUUUAAAUGUUUAUUUUAUCGAGUUUUUGGAAAUUUCGGUUUUCUGACACCAACUGGAGCACAGCUAUCAAAUAUUACGCCGAUGCGCCGAAAUUCUUCAAAAUUUUCUAAGUUCUAAGUAUUUCGUUUUUGUCUUUUUUUAACUUUCUUUUUCUAGCUUUUUUUUCAUAUUAUUAGUAUGAAUAAAUACGAUCAGUCCCUUCAAUGUCUGUCAAAAUUCUAAUAAACAUGAAAAAUAUUCAAAGAAGUCAUUUUUUUCGUAGGACGUCGUAUAAAAGAUCAACUUUGGUCAGUUUGCAGGAUACCAGCCAACCUCCUUCAGCCUCGAGAGAACCGCGACUUUACGAAAUAUACUCGUUAAGAGCUCCUAGCCGAAGUCUUUUCUUGAAUGCUCUCAGGCGUUGGAAAUCACCUGAGAAGAGUGAUGAGGAUGAGAAGCCAAAAGACAAAGCGAAAAAAGAUGAGAAGUUGGAGGAUGAAGCAGAGAAAACGGAAACUUUUCUCGACGAUUACAAGCUUUUCUACGAUGGGACUUCUAGAACAUUCAUCCUGAGGUCGAACUCAGGGAAAGUCGUUUCCACUACCCUUCCACCUGACCAAAACUUGACCGAAGUCUUUGCUCAAAACGAGUCGAAUACUACCGAAGAAGAACAAGUCCUCUUGAAGGAGGUGCACGAAGAAGAAAAACCGACUGUAGACGGUCGCGUUGGUCCUGACUUUGAAAUUUUCGGUGAGUUACUUUCAGAGACACUUUGAACGUUCUGAUUUUUCAGAGACGGCCGUCGUGAAAAAAUCGGCGAUCCAAAGGGAACUCGUUCACACUUGGAGCGUCGACAAGCACAUGAUGGAGCGCGAGGAAUUCGCUGUCGACAUCUCGCACGAAGAUUCCGUCGUCUGGAGAGAACGACUCCAGAAUAUCUCCAUUCUGGAGCGUCGCGAGGCCAACGCUCACAGGUCGUUCCUCAGUCAGAACCAUCCCAACUUUGACUUUGCAGAGACUAUGGCAGCAGCUACAUCAUGCCGGUGCUCAACAGUGUCAACUACGAUAACACUACUCUUCCUUUGGCCUUUUCAGGUUACUUUCCGAGAAGUACAUAACUUGAUUCCGUAAGCCAGAUCAAUCACUAUUCAUUAUUUUAAUCAUAGUUUUAUUUUUCAAUAGGGGCAGCGCUAGGACGACUAGUCAUUCAUAAGAAAUUCACGAUCAUUUUUUAUCUUUCACAAUUUUUUAAAGCGUGAUCUCUUAAAUUUUAAACGGUUUUUUCAAUGGCGAACACAAUUUUUAAGAAAAUUGCCUGCGCAAGUUUAUUCUGAUUCACUGGCUUGCUGCCUUCAAUUUUAAACGAGUUUCUCGGUCAGCUUUUUUUCAAAUUUAUAUUAGACUUCUAUUAUUUCAAGAUAUUUUUCAUUUUAGCCACUCCAAUUUGACGCGGCAAUACUAAAAAAGAAAUUUUGUCGAGGAAAUGAGCGAAUUUGCUAUGUGAAUUAGCCUAUAUUCAAACUGCUGCAAUAUAAAAAAUAAAAUUAGUUUCACUAUUCUCUUUGCUAUAACUUAAACUAUAAUAAGAAACAAUUUCGAGUGUUUCAUGAGGAAUUUGUUCAUAAGCGACCUGUGAACCAGUAGUCAAUGUUAAGUUGCUGGUUUCAGACAUUCCGGUGAGUGUUUCCGUCGCAUUCAACGUGCUAUACCUGGCGAACUUCGACAGCCAACUCAUGGAGUUCUCGAUCGAUCUCGAGAUGGAGUUCAGCUGGUUCGACAUGAGGUGAGGAUCGAAUCUGACAACAGCGAAAAUUCGCACCCAGACUGGCCAACAACUACACCAAACCCAUCAGAAUCCGCGAGAAGCCCAUAAUAGACCAGAUCUGGCGGCCCGACCCUUACAUCGUCAACUCCAAGUACUCCUACCUGCACUACGUCUCGUUCCCCAACGUCCGGAUGCGCAUCACUCCGCAAGGACUCGUCACUUACACGAUGCGGGUCUCCUCCGUCUGCAACUGCUUCAUGCGUUUCUGCCUCUACCCGCACGACAGACAGACCUGCGACAUGAAGAUCAGUUCAAGUCCGCGCCAGACUUGCCUUCUUUGCAAACAACUUCUUCAGUUGCCUAUUCUCGCGAGUUCCUUCAGUUCUACUGGCACUCAACUCCAGUCCGUUUCCAGUCGAAAAUCACGUUGCCAGAGCUCCACGUCACCCGAAUUACCACGGAGGGAUGUAGCGUCGAGGGAAAAUUGAGUGGGUUCUGAAGAAGUCUUUUGCUAAAGAAAUCUCAGAACCAAAAUUUCAAACCAGCGCAAAAUCAAUUACUUUUGACAAACUUAUCAAAACCGACCGUUUGGUCAAUAUUCAAACAAAAGUUUCUGAUCGAUAAUAUGAUUGUAUGGAAUUUAACAUUCGACGUUUCAGAAAAAUAAAAAAAAGUUUCAAUUUUUUUUUACAUUUUAAAUUUGAAUAGAAAAAAAACAUUAUUUUCUCACUGUGAAAUGACCUGAUAAAAAUUCUUUUAUCUAUCUUAGUAGCAGAACUCUUUCGAAAAAAAAAAGUUCAAUCAUAUUCCUCGAGCAGUUGAAGAUAAAAUUUUAGUGAAACUAUGGAUACAUAUUAGGUUUCAUUAGUUUUUUUCAGUUUCAAAUUUUGCAUUUGAAAACACUAUUUUGUUAUGCGUUUUUGCAGUCAACUCCUCGUGUCUCCGGAUGGUCUUUGCCCUCGAACGAGACAGUGCGCGAUUCGUCGUGGAGAAGUAACUGAAAGGUCUCGGACCCUUCUUGAUGUUACCGUUUCAGAUACAUUCCUUCAACUUUGGCCAUGAUGUUCGCUUGGGUGGCGCCUUAUGUCCCAUACAACUACGAAGACGUUCGCAUCAUCACGCCUAUCACUGUAGGAGGCCUCCUUUCUGUCAUUCAAACGGAAGCCAAAGUUCUCAAUUCUUGACGAACAAAAAAGCUACUACAAAGCUUUAAAUCAAUCUUCCUUCAUAAAAUGGAUAGGUACACUUCAAAUCAACUGAGGUUUGAAAAAAAGCUUUCUCGUUACAGUCUUUCUAAUUACCGAAAUAAAUUUCUAAUAUCGUCUUCCAAGAAGCCAGAGGAAUUUCGAUUUUGACAUCAAAAUUCAGCAUAGAAGAAAAACGUAGUCAAAGUAAGCUUUAAGGGGCUCAUUCGGGCUUGAAAAUACGAAAUUUUCAUUUAUUAGGAAAUUGGAAAACGACAAAAUUUUCAUCAAGGUCUUCUUUGCUCAUGGUUUUGGAGAGAAUAUUUAAAUCUAAUGUAGGUGCCAAAAGGUUGUUUCGUUGUGGGCGGGAAGAUGACAGAUUUGUAUUGAAUGGAUUGGGCUAAUAAUGAGAAAUGUUUGAGGUUCUUCUGACGCUCGUUCAAAUGGAGAAGGGCGACAAAGAGAUCAGGACGUCGUAUCUGACCUCCAUCGACGUUUGGUUCGCCGCGAUGAAGUCCUUCACAGUGCUGUCCUUGCUGGAGAGCUUGUGUGUGAUGGCGCUCAUAAAAAGGUCGAGAGCCAUGGUCUGACCGGAGGAUCUCUUUUUGUCAAGGCUUAGGAAAUUCAGGACAAGAACGCGCAGAAAGCGGCCAACGAGUUCGAGAAGGCCAUGUGCCAGGCGGAAGGCAGACGGCUCAACCGUCUGUACCAUCGCGUCGACUCCGUUUGUCGCUUUGCCUCGCCCAUCGUCUUCGUCGUUUUUUUCGUCUACUACGUCCUAUUCGUAGCCCAAGGCGCUGACGACUGCCUGCAACUUUGA